UGUUCACACAAUAUGUGAAGUAGACAUACUGACCUUGUGACUCAGACUUCACGCAACGCCCAUGUUCCUGGUAGCUUCGUACUACUCUGUGUUCUAUACAAGUGGCAUCAACACCUACUUCCCACCCAUCAAAUGGUAAGUACAUUCAUGUCCAAGCUUAAACCCAAAGCACUUACAGUAUGUAGGAUCAAUCUGAACACCAUGUUAAUCGAGGUCUUCACCGUCGUCAUCUCUGCUUACCAAGUAAUUAAGUACUGGCGCUUCCAGCGCCCCGCCGCUCGAAAGCUGAGCCACGCCCCCUCCCUCGGUACAACUAUCUCCGUGCGUCCACUGUCGAAGGCGCACUCAGAAGAUACAGGCUCAGCCAUCGAGCCCAUCGACCACAAUCCCAGCGUCGAGUACCUCCAACCCAGCGACCGUCUCAUGACCAUGACAGCAUUAGCCCGCGUCCUGAGCUCGAACCCAGCGCCCCUCCAAGACUUCUCCGCCCGCUGCGACUUCAGCGGUGAGAACAUCGCAUUCCUCACCCGCCUGGCCAAGUUGAAGCAAUUCUACCCUGUCGCCGAGCGCGCACAAGCCUACGACGCCGCUCUGCGCCUCUACAUCGACUUUGUCUCCCCCCGCGAUGCGGCCUUCCCGCUCAACCUCUCCAGCCAGCAACUCAAAGCCCUUGAGGACAUGUUCGAGUCCGCGGCGCGCGCGGUCUGCGGCGAGGCGCUCAAGCCUGCACUGCCCUUCUUCGAGGACCCCAUGUCUGCAACGAGUUCUGGUCUCAACGAGGCGGCCGCGUGGCUGCCAUACCAGGGCGAUGUGCCUGAGGGGUUUCACGAGGGGGUGUUUGAUGAUGCGAGGGAGCACAUCGAGAGUCUGGUGUUGACGAACACGUGGCCGAAGUUUGUGCGCGAGAUGCAGGAGGAGAGAGGAACGAGUAUAGAUAGAGCGCGGUGUGGGAAAUGAGCGGUCGGAUGGUAGUGCCAGGACGGUUGUGAGCAGGAUUACGAGAUUCGUCGCUGGGCUUCGGUAGGAGGGGACAGGUUUCUUGAGCACGUCCUAUAACUAUGGAACCGAGCAUUCUUGUGCAUUGGCGGAGCAAACGCGUCAAGAGAAUGCUUCUGCUCUUCCAAAGCAGCUCGUGCAUAUACUAAAAAAAAUCCUCCAUGGAAUAGACGUGCUUUCAGGGUGAUCUGGUCUGGAUCCCGUCAGAUUGCGAUGGGGUGAGUACGUUUCGAGCGAACCUGCCCGAUAUGGAAACUUAAGUGGCAAGCGUCGAUUGCCGUGCUAAAGUAUGCUUAUUACGCUUAUUGCGAGGUCGGCCACACGACCCAAACCACUCCAACAUCUAGUGCUGAACACGCUGGCGCAGACUGUUCAAUGAUGCAUCGAG
Messenger RNA from Didymella exigua CBS 183.55, 1384 nucleotides. RefSeq lists its product as uncharacterized. The coding region runs from base 133 to 957 and encodes 274 amino acids. The record is from RefSeq and is a predicted model, not a curated record. The transcript has a single exon. NCBI's taxonomy places the organism in Eukaryota, Fungi, Ascomycota, Dothideomycetes, Pleosporales, Didymellaceae.